Molecule: messenger RNA, 4106 nt
Organism: Anneissia japonica
Lineage: Eukaryota; Metazoa; Echinodermata; Crinoidea; Comatulida; Comatulidae
Product: FAD-dependent oxidoreductase domain-containing protein 2-like
Exons: 11
Coding region: 512-2497 (661 amino acids)
Molecular function (GO): flavin adenine dinucleotide binding; monooxygenase activity
Source: RefSeq, a predicted model, not a curated record
AAUGGCGUUCCAUAACUAACGGCGUUCCAUAGGUAAUACCGGUAAGCAAAGAGUAUGCGGUAAGUUUGUUUUUUUGUUGUCGUCGCGCUUACGUACUUAUCGCUCGUGUUGGUGCUACUACUACUGCUCAUGUCAGAAAGUUGUUGUGGGAUUUAAGACUAAACAUUCAUUAGAAAACCAGUGGGUGGUUUAUGGUAGCAGUUCAAGCAGUAGAAACAUCUGCAAGCUAAGAAUCAGUGAUAUUUCUAACAUAUAAGAAUAUUUUUGGCAGAUACUGAUAAUUACAACCAAUAUCAUCGUAUCAAUUUAGAUUUUCAGUGGAAACUUGGAAUUAUGUGAUUAAAAUCCACCAAUAAUGAUGCCUUGUUGUAAAAGGGGUGGAGCUAUGUUAAUGAUUUUGAAUCUAACAAAGAGCAUUCCUCAUGGACAUACAUACAGUACUGUAGAAGUGUCAGUGCAUUAUGACUGUUAACUGUUUAUUUUGAAUACCUAUUUUUUACACUGGCUUGUAAUGAAGCAAGAGGUUAAAUUUGUGUAUAAGAAUACCAAGAUGUCUCAACUAAUAUAUGGAUUUUUUAUAGUUCUUUUAACAAUUCAUUCGAAAUGUAUAUUGUCCGUUGAAAAUAAUAACAAUGUGAUUGUCGGACAUAAACAAUAUUGCAUUGUGGGAGCUGGCCCAGGCGGGCUACAGAUGGGUUAUUUUCUGGAACGUGCUGAACGAGAAUAUGUUAUAUUUGAGCAGAAGGACAUAAGCGGAGCAUUUUUUGUUGAUUAUCCUCGCCAUCGUAAACUAAUUAGCAUCAAUAAACGGCACACCGGUAAAACGAACAAAGAGUUUAACUUUCGACACGAUUGGAACUCACUGAUUAGCGAUGAUGAGACACUCCAAAUGAGAUACUAUUCCAAAGAUUUCUUCCCUCAAGCAGAUGCUUAUGUUAAGUAUUUAAAUGAUUAUACACGCAAGCUGCAACUUAAUGUUCAGUAUAACACAAGAAUAAGUAACAUCAGGAAGCAGACUGCAGAAGAUGGUGAGGAGAUAUUCUUGAUGGAUGGUCAAAAUGGAUCCACCUUCUCUUGCAAAAUUCUGAUCAUGGGAACUGGCAUUGGAACUCCCAACAACCCGGAAUUCUUUGGCAUGGAGCAUACCAAUAAAUACGAUGAUAUGUCAUUGGAUACAGAUGACUUUGAAGGAAAGUCUGUGAUGAUUUUGGGAAGGGGGAACUCAGCAUUUGAAACAGCUGAUCAUAUUCUUGGGUCAACGAACGUGAUUCACAUGCUGUCAAGGUCGAGGGUUAAGAUGGCCUGGGAGACACAUUACGUUGGGGAUUUGAGGGCUGUAAACAACGGCAUUCUGGAUACUUACCAGUUAAAGUCACUUGAUGGUAUCAUAGAGGCAGAUGUAAAUGAAGUUGCUGUCUUGAAGAAUGAGAAAAAUGGAAAAUUGAUUGUUGCGAUUAAGGACGAGCUUGAACUCGGCUUUAACCAUUCAAUAGUCAAUGAUUCAUUCUACAAAUCUGUCCGGAAUUCCAUACCGGACAAUUUCCCUCUGAGGGAUGGCUACGAUUAUGUUAUACGUUGUCUUGGAUUCGUUUAUGAUUUUGAUAUUUUUCAGCCAAAUGCCAGGCCAGAGGCAACAACCUCUGGCAAGUACCCUGCAAUCAAUGCAGCCUAUGAAGUAGAAAAUGUUUCUGACAUGUUCAUUGCAGGGACAUCAUCCCACAGCCUUGAUCAUAAGAAAUCUGCCGGUGGAUUUAUCCAUGGAUUCCGUUACACAGCUCAAGCAUUGCACCAUCUUCUAGAAUAUCGUUACCAUAGUAUUCCUUGGCCAUCUGUCCAUCAACCAAUCACUGAAUUGAUCAACCACAUCAUUAAACGUGCAAACGAAGGAUCUGGGAUCUACCAAAUGUUCAGCCAACUUGGAGAUAUCAUAAUUCUUCACAAUGAUGGCCUUGAAUAUGAGUACCUUGAAGAAUUUCCACUCCAGAUGUUGCACAGGCUUCCAGAAUCCACUGGCAGGAAUGGGUCCAAUGUGAUUGUCUUGUCAAUGGAGUACGGCAAGGAUUAUUCAGGUGUUGGAAAUGAUGUCUUCAGGCCCAACAGAGCUACAGGAGAGCCUAGUAGAGCACAUAAUUCCAAUUUUCUUCACCCAGUUCUAUAUUAUUAUCGUACAUUACCAACAGAAUUUGGUAUGAAGCAUGCAAAAGAAAAGAACUUAAUUCUUCCGGUUCCACAGCGGAUACAUCACAUUGUUGAGGAUUUCUUAACAGACUUCUCAGCACCUCUAAGUCAUAUUUUGCCUCUGCGGCGGUUCCUGGAAAACUGCGUCGGUCAAGAUCUUCGUUACUUUUUUGAUGAUUUCUGUUUUAAGAGCCUGCUAAUGUAUGGUAAUGCACCACUUACGUGUCACCAGUACUACCUCCGAGGACAAGGUCUACCGGGAACAGAGUCGUUAAUGUUCCACAAAAAACGCCUAUGUGGUCAGGAGUGGCAGUGUUGAAUAUCAAUCCAUCUGUACAUUUAAAAUCACUGUGACAAGACCAUAUUUUAAGGUCAUUGCUUAAUAGAGAAUAAUUAUAUAGAGAUAAUUUAUUUUGCAAUGGUUAACAAAAAUUUGUGAAUAGUUAGUGUACAAUUAAUAAUGUUGGGCCCUGGAGGAUAACAAUGCUUUUGAACUGAUCAGGUUAAUCAGAGUAAAGAAGAAAUAAAUAAAUAUAUAACAAAAUAAUUGAUUGGGCAAAGGUUAGUGCAUACUUUAGUGCAUAAUUAGCACCUAUUUCAUGCAUUAUUAUAUAAUUAAUACAUAAUUUAUUUAAUUUAUAAUUGAUUAGUAUUUAAUCAGUGUAUACUCAGCAUGUAAUUCAUGCAUCAUUUACUUGGCAUUGAUAGCCAAUAAAUAUUUAUUAUGGAGAUUAUUUCAAUUAAUAGAUUGCCGCAAAUCAUGUAUAUAAAACAAACAAUAGCUUUACAUAGACAUUAAAUAUGGUCUUAGAUUAAUAAAUAUAAUAGCUACACACCGUACCUUAGGCAAUCACUGGACAGAAAGCUUAGUAUACCCUGUAUUUACAUUUCUACAUGCUUCAGCAUGAAAAUGCCACUCUUGCCUAAUAUUUCAAUGCAUAUGUAUAUAAUUCUCUGAAUAGUCCAUGGCAAACCGUGACACUAAUUAUUUUAUAAGGGAGUUUGAGCUCUUCUGAUGUAAGUAUUGUCAACAUGGUACACCAGCAUCAGUUCACCUAAUAAUAAUAAUAAUAAUAAUAAUAAUAAUAAUAAUAAUAAUAAUAAUAAUAAUAAUUAAUAAUAAUAAUAAUGACAACUUAAAGGGAAUAGCUUUUGUGUUAUUUUCCCCUGAACGUUUUUUUUUUAUUGUUCUCUAAUUUCUUCAUUGUCUAAGUUCCCCUUAAGGUAGGUUUUAGUAACAUGAUAAUAAUAAUAAAAUCAUGUAAAUCAUUUUUACUAUUGCAAGGUGUCUAUGCUGUAUUUUUCUAAUUGAAUGUUAUUAUCACUUGUGUUUGGGGCAGCAACAUUUUGUACAUUGUUCCUCCUUGGCUCUAUCCCUCCACCUGUAUUUGAGGAAAUGAAUAUAUUAUUAUUUUUAUUACAGUAUUACAUCAGGUACAAAGUUAUCUGUGAUAUAAAUUGUUAUGGACACAUGAUUACAUAUAGUUAUGGACAGUUAAUAUUUUUGCAUAUUAUUGUUUACUAAUAAUUUCUUUUUUUGCUGGUGUCAGUAGAAUUUUCUUUUUUUAGUGUUUGUGUUAUUUUCAUGAAGUUUGUGUAAAUUUUACUUUUGAGUGUGUACAGUGUUACUGAAGUAAGCUGCAAUGUUUAUUCUUUGUUUAUAAGAACUUAAUAAAACACACCAUUAAAAAUAGAUUUUGCCAAUAAUCAAUAACCGCAUUGAUACUUUAGAUAUCAAAUUUAAGUUAUAUUCUCAAGGCUCAGGUACAAAAUAGGUUUUUGCGAUGUAAAUUAUGACUGUAAAAAAGCCUAUUUUUAUAGCAUUGUGUACAUACUGUAUACAAAUUAUUGCUUUAUUAUUGUAUUGUUCCAGAUUUGUUAUGCUUGCCAAUGUGUUGUUUAAAUAAAAUCCAUUCUGGAAAACUGUA